AUGGGUAGAAGAAAUAAGUAUAGGAAAGGUAACAAGAAAACUUUUGGUGCUCGUGAUGAUUCAAAAGCUCAAAAAAACUGGGAUGAGCUAGUUAAGGACAAUGAAAAAUGGGAAUCUUAUUAUAAGAACUUAGGUAUCAUUCCAGAAAAUGAAUGGGACCAAUUUAAAACUACUUGUCAAGCUCCAUUGCCUUUAACUUUUAGAAUUACCGGUUCAAGAAACCAUGCCAAUGAAGUCUCACGUCUAUUUAAGGAAAAGCACUUGCCAAAUUUGACAGAUGUAGAAUUCGAAGGUGAAAAAUUAAAGGCACCAGCCAAUUUACCUUGGUAUCCAAACCAUUUGGCUUGGCAAUUAGAUGUACCAAAAACAGUUAUUAGAAAAAAUGAACAAUUCGCAAAGACUCAAAGAUUCUUAGUGGUUGAAAAUGCUGUUGGUAACAUUUCAAGACAAGAAGCUGUCUCUAUGAUUCCACCAAUUGUCUUGGAAGUUAAACCACAUCACACCGUUUUAGAUAUGUGUGCUGCCCCAGGUUCUAAAACCGCUCAAUUGAUUGAAGCUUUGCAUAUGGAAGAUGAUGAACCAAGUGGGUUUGUUGUCGCCAAUGAUGCAGAUGCAAAGAGAUCCCACAUGUUGGUCCAUCAAUUAAAAAGAUUGAACAGUGCCAAUUUAAUGGUUGUAAACCAUGAUGCCCAAUUUUUCCCUCGUAUUAAGCUGCAUGAAGAUGCUACCCAAAAGAAAGAUGUCCUAAGAUUUGAUAGAGUUUUAUGUGAUGUUCCAUGCUCUGGUGAUGGUACUAUGAGAAAAAAUGUUAACGUUUGGAGAGACUGGAACACUCAAAGUGGUUUAGGUUUACACACAGUUCAAUUGAACAUUUUGAACAGAGGUUUACACCUUUUGAAACCAAAGGGUAGACUAGUUUACUCUACUUGUUCUAUGAAUCCAAUUGAAAAUGAAGCUGUUGUUGCUGCUGCUUUGAGAAAAUGGGGUGACAAAAUUCGUCUAGUUAAUUGUGAUGAUAAAUUACCAGGUCUAGUCAGAUCAAAGGGUAUUUCCACUUGGCCUGUUGUUGACAGAAAUAUGGAAGAAAAGAAGAAGGGUGACGAAAACACCGUCGAAUCUUGGUUUGCGCCAACUCCAGAAGAGGCUGAAAAAUUUGAUUUGUCAAGCUGUAUCAGAGUCUACCCACACCAACAAAAUACUGGUGGUUUCUUCAUUACUGUUUUUGAAAAGUUAGAUGAUGAAGAAGAUGCUGUUGCCUCUGAAGAACCAUUACAAAAGAAAUUUAAAUCUGCUGAACCUCAGAAGAAAGAAAAAUUACCUCGUGAUGCUAAUGAAGAACCAUUUGUUUUCAUUGAUUCAGAGCAUGAAUCUUUGAAAAGUUGUUGGAAUUUUUACGGUAUCGAUAAUAUCUUUGACAGAACAACAUGUUUGGUGCGUAAUGCUACUGGUGAACCAACUAGAGUUGUCUAUACCGUAUGUCCAGCUUUGAAGGAUAUUAUUAAGGCCAACGAAGACAGAUUAAAGAUUAUAUAUUCCGGUGUCAAAUUAUUUGUAUCUCAAAGAAGUGACAUUGAAUGUCCAUGGAGAAUUCAAAGUGAAGCUUUACCAAUCAUGAAGCAUCACAUGCAAUCAGACAGAAUUGUCCAAGGUUCUCUAGAAUUAUUAAAAUUCUUGUUACAAGAAUCAUUCCCAAGCUUUGACGGUAUCUCUGAACAAAAGGUAGAUGAUGAAUUUGUUACUAAGAUGAGAGAUUUGAGCUCUGGUUGUUGCUUCUUAGAAGUUAAGAGAGAAGGUGAUGAAGUUGAAUCAUUAUUUUUACCUGUAUGGAAAGGUAGCAAGUGUAUUAAUUUGAUGGUUUGUAAGGAAGAUACUCACGAAUUAUUAUACAGAAUUUUUGGCAUUGAAACUGAGGCUAAAGACAAUCCAAAGGCCAAGGCCCAAGCAGAAAAAAAAGCGGCAGAAGAAGCUGCUAAGGCAAAUGAAUCUACAGAAACCAAAGAAGUUUCAAAUUAA
Messenger RNA from Vanderwaltozyma polyspora DSM 70294, 2013 nucleotides. It is a transcript of the gene NCL1, whose product is annotated as tRNA (cytosine-C5-)-methyltransferase. Gene Ontology annotation, cellular component: nucleus; cytoplasm. NCBI's taxonomy places the organism in Eukaryota, Fungi, Ascomycota, Saccharomycetes, Saccharomycetales, Saccharomycetaceae. The record is from RefSeq and is a predicted model, not a curated record. Gene Ontology annotation, molecular function: tRNA binding; tRNA (cytidine-N5)-methyltransferase activity. Gene Ontology annotation, biological process: tRNA methylation. Bases 1 to 2013 code for a protein of 670 amino acids. The transcript has a single exon.